Ostrea edulis (European flat oyster) is the source of this 2912-nucleotide messenger RNA. RefSeq lists its product as uncharacterized. NCBI's taxonomy places the organism in Eukaryota, Metazoa, Mollusca, Bivalvia, Ostreida, Ostreidae. Bases 119 to 1813 code for a protein of 564 amino acids. The record is from RefSeq and is a predicted model, not a curated record. The transcript is spliced from 2 exons. Gene Ontology annotation, molecular function: zinc ion binding; protein binding.
GAGUGCUUUAUUUUCUGAAUGUUUGAUAUACACCGCUGCACAGUAAUGUCAUUUUCUGCUAUUUUAAAGUGCAAACUUGCCGCCAUCAUUAAAACAGGAAACUGACAAGAAGUUUACAAUGGCAACAUCAGAUCCACUGGCCAGAGCGCAAGAUGUUAAACGCUGUCAGUUAUGUCCCGGCAAACACAGGAAGUCUGCAGCAGAAACCGUGUGUAACACCUGCCACGUCAAUCUCUGUAAGGACUGUGUAGGACAUCACAUGACCUCAAAUCCCACCAUACGCCACGAUGUUGUCACUUUUAAAUUCAAGAUCUUAGAAAUCAUUCCACCCCCAUGUAAACUACAUCAAGAACAGAAAUGUGAAAUGUUCUGUGAAAAAUGUGAUUCUUCAAUUUGUCUGAAAUGUCUUGCAUCUGGAUCUCAUGAAAACCACAAUGUGUCACAGAUUUCAGAAAUCCAUGCCUCUAGAAAAAAGCUGAUAGAAAAAGACACAGAGGAACUUGAAAGUAAGAUUGCACCUGUGUUUGAAUUAAUUCUCUCUGAAAUAGAAGAAAUGUUGUCAAAUGCUCUCCAAAAACAUGGAGAAAGACAACAAGUCAUUACUGAAUUCGGCAAAAAAUGUCAUACACUUGUAGACAUUGUUAUCAACAGAUAUCUGAGUGAUUCAAAGAAGAUAGCAAAACAAGAUGGUGACUCAGUUCAAACUUUGAAAUCCAAGUUCGAGAAAAUACAAUCGUCAAUACAAUCAACUACAUAUGAAAACCAUUCUAUCCUCGCUUCCAACGAUUUAUCCAAAUUUACCAGUUACGCUUCGAGGAACGAGGAAUUACGGAUUGUUCCCUCUAGAUUUGAAUUGACAGUCCCACCAUUGGAUCUAAAAGAACUAACAGAAGAGACACUGAAGCAACUGAUUGGAGUCAUUCCUACCUCAAUAAAAACCGACAUUCCAGGACAGGUCUUGCAAGUCAUUUCUCCAGUCUCCAGUGUCAACAAACCAAACAGAAAAUUAUUAGAGAAGCUUGAAGUAUUAGCAGGUCUUAAUACUGGUUAUACUAACACUUACAGAAUAUACUGUAUUCCUAACAUAGAUGAGUUCUAUGUCUGUGGUGACAGUAACAUCAUCAGACACAUGAACACUGAGGAGACACUACUGGAAGAGAUCAAAACCAAGUCAAGGAAAUAUCCAACAGAUCUGACAGUCACCAGGGAGGGACAUCUGGUGUACGCUGACACUGACUGGUAUGAUAGAAGUAUCAACAUGCAGAAGAAUGGCAAGAUAGAAUGUCUGAUCAGAUUACAAGGUUGGAUACCACUGGGCAUCUGUAGUACCUCCACAGACGACUUACUGGUUACCAUGGUGUCUAAUUAUGGACAAAGUAAAGUAGUCCAUUACUCUGGUUCUACAGUCACACAAGAAAUACAAUACAGUGACACAGGCAAACCUUUAUAUUCUAAUCCAGCCUUUAUUACUGAGAACAAGAACCUUGACAUUGUUGUGAGUAACUUUGAUACAAAGACAGCAGUGGUGGUAGAUAAGGAAGGCAAAUUCAAGUUCAGCUAUAAUGGAAAUCUCCAAUCCAAAUUUAGAUCUUUUACUCCGAACGGUGUGACCACAGACAGCAUGUGUCACAUCCUGAUUGCUGACCGUGAUAACCACGUCAUACACAUCAUUGAUCAGAAUGGACAGUUCCUCCGGUACAUAGACACCUGUAACUUACACAAACCAUAUGAUCUCAGUACUGACAGUAGUGACAUGUUGUUUGUUACUGAAUAUGAAACUGGCAUUGUGAAACGUCUCAAGUAUUUAGACUAAACUUGAAAUUCAUACUUAUGUCAUAUUAAAAAAAAUUAAAUAUCUAAAGUGAAAGUUGCUGAAAUAUUAUAAAUGAUGAGGUGUGUCACGUAAAAUUUGUAAACAAAUAUUUAGAAUACACGUUGUAGCACUACCACCUAUAAACAAAUACUUUUUUAUUAUUAUUAUUUAUAAAAAAAUUAUUUCACAAAUAUUGACAUAAGACAGAAGAAAAUUUGUCAUUUUUUUCAAACCACUUUCACACACUUUCAUACUCACACUCAUACUUUUGUUGGUAAGUGCUUGCAUUUUUAAUAUAAUUGUAAGAGAAAAAUGAUAACAAUACAGAGCUCGAGUAAAUAGAUAAAAGUACUUGUGGCUUCAAAAGUAGGGGAAAAAAAUAUUGCUUAAUAGCAAAAUUGUGAUUUUUUUUAUGUUGUCAAAAAGUGUUUUCCAUACAUGCCAGAUAUUUUCAAAUUUUUGUAUUUCUAAAUUCUGAUACGCAAUACAUUUUUCAACCUUGUAUUUGUUGUAUAGAUAGAACAAUAAUUCCAAGAAUCUUGGCAAUCUGGUUUUUUUCAAACAAGAAAAAAUAUAUUGUUUUGUAUAUAGGAUAAGAAAGUUUUACAAUUCCGUUGCCUUUCGACAAUGGGAGUUCACCUAAUAAAAUAUUAAGUACAUUAAAACCUAUUCUUUUGGAAGUUGUUUUAUAAAUGUGCAUGUUCAGAUUGCUCCAUAAUAUAGAUACUUUUUCAUAGCCAAUGAAAACGUGCUCAACUUCAUCAUUACAAAAGGUACAACAAUCAAAAGACACAACAUUGAUUUUUUUAAGAUAAUAAUUGACAGGCAGAAUUCUAUGAAGUAAUCUAUAUUGUAACCAUUGGAUAGUAGAGUCCUUGGUAGUCUUAAAACAUACAGUAAAAGCAUCCUUAACACAUGCCUCUAUUCCAUAAGCUACCAGAUCUAAAUUCCACUUUGAAACAGAAGUAGGUAUAUCAUGGUUUACAUUUAACUGUUUGUAAACAGAUUUAGUACAUUUAGUUUGCAAAAUCAAAGGUUUAUAAUAUAAUGGAAUAUAAGGUGUAAAAGAUCUAUUGAAUAAACCUUUGUUUUCAAACAA